AUGAGGCUGGCUGGGGGCCCCGUCACCCUGAGGACACCCCUCUUGCUGCUUGGGCUCUGGGUGGUGAUGGCUCCUGCCCAGUGUUCUCAAGGUCGCCCCUCCUGGCGCUACAUCUCCUCCGAGGUGGUGAUUCCCAGGAAGGAGCUGCACCACAGCAAAGCCGUGUGGGCAGCAGGCUGGCUCUCCUACAGCCUGAGGUUUGGGGGCCAGAGACACGUCCUCCACAUGCGGCGCAAGAGACUCUUUUGGCCUGGACAGGUGAUGGUGAUGACUCAGGAUGACCAGGGGGCCUUGCAGGUGGACUCCCCCUUUUUCCCUCUCGACUGUUACUACCUGGGCUACCUGGAGGACGUCCCUCUCUCCAUGGUCACCGUGGACACGUGCUAUGGGGGCCUGGAAGGCAUCAUGAAGGUGGACGACCUUGCCUAUGAAAUCAAACCCCUCAAGGAUUCCCAGAGGUUUGAGCACAUCGUUUCUCAGAUCUUAGCUGACACCAACGCCACAGGACCCACGACCAGGCUGGGAUACAAGGCACAGAGGCACGCCCUGCUCUCCAACGUGAACACCAGUGCAGCCUCCAGGGUCAGCAGUAAGCUCUAUGCAUCCCACAGAGGAAACAUGAAAGCCUGCCUCAUGAGUUCAAAUUCCAUUUAUACUCUGUACACAAAUAUGUCAGAAAACAUCAAAUUCCUAGUAUAUCUAGGGAGUUUAAUGGACUCCAUGUUCCGAGGCCUUGACAUAAGGUACUACAUCAGCAUCAUGGUCAUUUAUAAUCAGAGGGAUCCAGCUGAUAUGAACAACUUUGCGGUGCCCCAAGGUCCAUUUGCUCAGAAUUAUCAGGCCAAAAUUUAUAUUCCAUUUAAGCCCUAUACAGGCUUAAUGAUGCUGAAAGAUGCACCCCAUGAACUUAAUUUUAAUCCCGUUGGGAACAGUUUGUGCUCAGCCAGGAGUCUGGUCUAUGUGGGUCACCUGUACAGGCAUAUAUUAUUGUUGGCGGUUAUAGCCACCCAGCAAGUUGCGAGGACAAUGGGUCUGGAUUUUGAUGAAAAGUCUUGUGUUUGCCAGCGAAGGACCACCUGCAUCAUGAAUAGGUACCCUGUGUUGACAGAUGCCUUUAGCAACUGCUCUGUGGUACACCUACAAAACUCCUAUAGUGAUAACCAUGCAGCAUGCCUCUACUUAACUGAAUUUGUCCAUGUAAACGAAAGCCUGACAGUCACUCGAUGUGGAAACUCUGAGGUGGAAGACACAGAGCAGUGUGACUGUGGGUCCUUCAGUGAGUGCUAUAGCAACACCUGCUGUGAAACCAACUGCUACUUCACACCUGGAAGCAUUUGUAACAGAGAAAUAUGCUGCACAAACUGCACCUACACACCUGCGGGGACGCUCUGCAGACCGAUCCAGAACAUCUGUGACCUUCCGGAGUACUGCAUGGGGGAGGACACGAGGUGCCCUGGGAAUUUUUAUCUCCAAGAUGGAACCCCAUGCACCGAGGACGGCUACUGCUAUCAUGGCAAUUGUACCGACCGCAGUGUGCACUGCAAGGAGAUCUUUGGGGAAGGCGCGCUGAAUGCUCCAAAACACUGCUACGAAAUUAAUAGGCAGGGAAGCCGAUUCGGACACUGUAAAAUUACUCAUCUGUUCAAUCCAGGCCGUUGUUAUGGCGAUGACUAUCUGUGUGGACGCCUACAGUGUGUGAACAUCACUCAUAUGCCUCGGAUGCAGGAACAUGUGAGUUUCCAUCAGUCUCUCCUUCGAAACACCUGGUGUUUUGGACUGGAUACACACCGUGGAACAGGAGCAACCGACGUUGGUUUUGUGAGAACUGGUACACCCUGUCGUGAUAACGCCUUCUGUUAUAAGGGCUCCUGCAAUUCUUCCAUAGAAGAAAUAAACUACGACUGCCCUCCUUCCAAAUGUAACCACAGGGGUGUGUGCAACAACCAAGGGAACUGCCAUUGCCAUGUAGGCUGGGACCCUCCCCUGUGCAUAAAUAACGGUGCCGGAGGGAGUGUGAACAGUGGACCCCCUCCAAGAAGAACUCGGUCAGUGAGGACAAAUCCUAUGUCAAUGAUGUAUUUGAGAAUUGCUUUUGGUCGCUUGCUUGCCCUCAUAGCCGCAAUCCUCUUUGGCGUAGCCAGUAAUGUGAGAGCUAUCGAGGACACUCCAGUCACUGAAGUGGAAGUUAAAAACUAA
Myotis daubentonii (Daubenton's bat) is the source of this 2196-nucleotide messenger RNA. RefSeq names its product disintegrin and metalloproteinase domain-containing protein 21-like. Bases 1 to 2196 code for a protein of 731 amino acids. The transcript has a single exon. Lineage: Eukaryota; Metazoa; Chordata; Mammalia; Chiroptera; Vespertilionidae. The record is from RefSeq and is a predicted model, not a curated record.